UUAUCUUGCAAAAUGAGUAAUCUCCUAACAAUCGAAGACUGCGAUAUAAUCGUCCGAAAAUGUCUACAAACCGAAACGGCAAAAACCCUUGAUUAUAGUGUAGUGAAUUUACAAAAACAAAAUUUCCUAGUCGAAAUCGCCACAGCAAACAAAACGUUGAACUUUUUCGCAAAAUCGGGCCACCAAUCCGCGACUAUUAACCACAUUGUGGACGAAUUCAACACCACGGUACCGAAUUUUGACACGAAGAUCACCCCCCAGCUCUAUUUUACCAAGUCGGAUUUUUUCGUCUUCGAAGAUUUGUCGUGGCAAGGUUUCAAAAACUAUAACCCAGAAAGCUCGUUUGCUCCAGAUCAUGUCAAAACCGUGUUAAAAGUUUUGGCAAAAUUGCACGCCGGGAGCUUCGCCUACGAAGAAAUUAAAACCAAACAGACGCAAAAAGUCUACAGAUUAAACCAAGAUUACAAACUCAAAUCAUCUAGCGUUGACUUGCAAAAACCCGAGGUUACUAAACUAAUAUCGUCGCUUCUAGGUUCGUCAGAAGUGGUCAAAAAUCUAGAGGAUCGUCAAUCGUCGACGAUUUUCAGACGAGCGUUGUGCCACGGCAACGUCACUUUCGACAACGUCAUGUUCAAAGACCCCACAGACUGCAAAUUGAUCGAUUUCGAGUCCAUAGCAUACGCGCCCCCAGCCGUCGACGUUCUACAGACGAUUUUCUUCAACUGUGGUGAAGAUCAGCGCCAACACUAUUAUCACUCGUUUUUAGCUUACUAUUACGACUGCCUAAAUGUAGAAUUGAACAACUAUGGUGUCAAGAUUGACGAUAUUGUCACCAUAGAAGAGUGGCAAGCGCAAAUCCACCAGUUCCUACCGCUAAUAAAGCUGCAGUGUCUCCAAAUCAACCAACUAGUAUCACCCGACGAACUAAAAGAAGACCUAACGUCUUCUUUAUUGUCAAGACAAGACUGUUACGCCAUAAUUGCCAAGAAACUAAAAACCACGAUCUACCAUCUAUUAUCGUUCAAGGUAACACACAUAGAUUCGAUCAGUGCUUUUCUAGGUGACUACUAUCGUCUACAAAUCAAACUUCGUCACCAAGCUGAUAUCAACUGCUUCGUCAAACGUGUACCAAAGUCAACCGCAGCCAAGAACGUCGUCUCCGAUAGCAACAGUUUCGUCAAGGAAGCUUUCGUCUACAACACCUUGAUCCCCAAAUUCGAACAACUCGGGAUCAACAUGAUCACCGAUUGUCUACCACCGUGCUAUUUUCAUAGACCCAACGACAUUCUAGUUUUCGAAGACAUGAACGCCCUCGACUACCAAGUCACGUCAGCUUUAGACCCCCACGACUUCGACACUCUUUGCUUGAUCGUCAAGAAGGUGGCAAAAUUCCACGCCAGUGCUUUCGUCUACGAAGAAAAAAUGUCGGAGGAGUUGGGUCACCGGUACCGACUGAGUGACGAAUUUGGGGAAAAUAAAUAGCCAAAAGUGUGUCAUUUUUUGUCAAAACUGGGCCAAACGUAGCGCAAACCUUGGACACAAUUUUUUCCCCGAAAGUAUAGGUACCUCAGAAAGCACAACCUCAAUUUUUCAAUGAUAUGCAUUUUAUUUUACGAUUUUUUUAUUUUUCAAAUUUUGACAUUUGUAAAUAUUCAGUUUUCCGAUUUUUGAACUAAUCUUUUUUAUUUUCCCAUUACUCGACUACCGCAAAGUUUAGAUUUUUUCAGUUUUUCAAUUUUUCUAUUUUUCAGGUUUUUGGAUUUUUCAAUUUUUCAAUUUUUUUUAGCUUACGAUUUUUUGACUUUGCUUUUUAGAUUUUCGAUUUAUCACUUUUCCAAUUUUUAAAUUUUCAAAUUUUUGGAUAUCUCUUUCAGUUUUGGGAUUUUUCAAUAUUUCGAUUUUUCGACUUUUUGAUUUUUGGACUCCUGGAUUUUUUACUUUUUGGAUUUUCAAUUUUUUGCUAAACUUUAGAUUUUUCAAUUUUUCCACUGUUUUAUGCUUCGAUUUCUCAAUUUUUCAACUUCUCGAUGUUUUCAUUUUUCACUUUUUAAAAUUUUGAAUUUUUCGAUUUCUCAAGUUUCCAGUUGUUCUAUAUUUCAAUUUUUCAAUUUUCCGAAUUUUGGAAUUAUCGAUUUUUCUAAUUUUUCUUUUUGAAAAUUUUUCGAUUUUUCAAUUUUUUGAUUUCUCGAACUUUUCUUCACGACUUUCCACUCCUCGAUUUCUCGAUCCUCUGAUUUUUCGAUUUCUCGAUGUCUCAGUUUUCGAAUUUUUCGAUUUUUCGAUUUUUG
Messenger RNA from Zophobas morio, 2288 nucleotides. RefSeq lists its product as uncharacterized. The record is from RefSeq and is a predicted model, not a curated record. Lineage: Eukaryota; Metazoa; Arthropoda; Insecta; Coleoptera; Tenebrionidae. The transcript has a single exon. The coding region runs from base 13 to 1482 and encodes 489 amino acids.